Molecule: messenger RNA, 2447 nt
Organism: Mobula hypostoma (lesser devil ray)
Lineage: Eukaryota; Metazoa; Chordata; Chondrichthyes; Myliobatiformes; Myliobatidae
Product: zinc finger protein 668-like
Exons: 2
Coding region: 92-2425 (777 amino acids)
Biological process (GO): regulation of transcription by RNA polymerase II
Cellular component (GO): chromosome
Molecular function (GO): chromatin insulator sequence binding
Source: RefSeq, a predicted model, not a curated record
UGCCGGGAACAUCCGGUUUGCGGCUAAGGAGGCGGUGGAGGGAGAGAACGGUUUCCCGUCGCCCCUGUCCCUCCCCCCACCAGCCAAAGCCAUGGCCUUGGAUGGGCAGGAGGCUGCUGCAAGCCAGGAGCCCGGGAGGAGGAACCGGAGGCGCGGCCCCUAUGCCUGCCCCGAGUGCGGUGAGGUCUCCUCCUCGCUGGCCCGCCUCCGUUCGCACACACGCAGCGCCCACCGGCCCCCGGGACCCCCCGCCAAGCCACUGCUGCGGGGAGGAGGUCGGGUGGUGGCCAAGCGCGGCAUCAGGGCAAAAGCUGAGGGAAUCGCUGCAGAAAUCACCAAGACAGAGGCCGAGGAAAAUGCCAGGGGAGACGGCGAGCCAGCGGCAAUCGAGCGCAGUGUGGAAAGAGGACCAGCAGUGGCAAAGCGAGCCUCCAGGGGCCGACCCAGGAAGGUGGCCGCACUGAGCUCCCAAGCAGAGGCCAAUAGUGAGGGCCAGGCGAGGGAAAACAGGACGGUCACUGUGAGUGACAAGAUCAUCACUGUGGGCAACAGGACAGUCACUGGGGGUGAUGAGACUCUCGCCAUGAGUGACAAGAUUGCCAUUGUCACUGUCGAUGCUGGGGCUGAGGAUGUGGCAGCAAUUGCCGGGGGCGAGGAGAUGGCUGCAAUGGGCCUCAAGAUGGUGGCCAUGGGCAACAAGAUGGUGGCCAUGGGUGACAGGGUGGCCGCCUGCCUCGCCGGGGGUGAUGAAGUGGCUGAAAUGGGUAGCAAGAUGGUCGCCAUGGGCACCAGGAUGGUGGUAGGGGCCGACCGGCUAGUCACCGGGGGUGAUGGGAUGGCUGCCGUCGGUGAUGAGCCAGUCGCUGGGGGUGACGAAACAGCUGCCAGGAGUGACGAGAUGGGUGGCGAGUCUGUUGCUGGGGACAACAGGAUGGUUGCUGGUGCUGACAGGACAGUCCGUCGCUUUUCCUGUCCGCUGUGCCCCAAGGCGUACCGGACUGCGUCAGAGCUGCGGGCCCACGGUCGUUCGCACACGGGUGAGAAGCCCUUCCCCUGCGGCGAGUGUGGCAAGGCUUUUGCUCGGCCCGUCUGCCUUCGGGUCCAUGCUGCCCAGGCCCACGGCCCCGGUCCCGGCCGGGCCUGCCUCUGCGCCCACUGUGGCAAAGCCUGCGCUAGCCCGGCCAAGCUGCGGGUUCACGAACGCCUGCACACUGGAGAGCGGCCCUACGCCUGUCCUGAUUGCGGCAAGGCCUUCGCUGACCCGUCAGUGUGCCGCAAGCACCGGCGGGCACACGCUGGCCUGAGGCCCCACGUCUGCCCCGCCUGUGGCCAGCGCUACGCCGAGCUCAAGGACCUGCGCAAUCAUCAGCGCCGGCAUACGGGUGAGCGACCCUUCCUCUGCGCCGCCUGCGGCAAGGCCUUCGGCCGUCUCUCCUCGCUUACCUGUCACCAACGCAUUCACGCCGCCGACAAACCCCACCGCUGUGCCGACUGCGGUAAGUCCUUCACCCAGCGCUCCUCCUGGCGCAACCAUCGCCGCACCCACUCUGGCGAGAGGCCUUUUCUCUGCCCCGCCUGUGGCCGCCUCUUUGCCGAUCCCUCCUCCUUCCGGCGUCACCAGCGGGCCCACGCCGGCCUGAGGCCCCACGCCUGCGACCGCUGCCCAAAGCGCUUCCGCCAGCCUGCCGACCUGGCCUUGCACCGCCGCGUGCACACCGGCGAGCGGCCGCAUCCCUGUCCCGACUGCGGCAAGGCCUUCGCAGCCUCCUGGGACCUGAAGCGGCACCGGCUGGCCCACAGCGGCCUACGGCCCCAUGCCUGCCCUGACUGCGGCAAAGCCUUCGCCGAGCGGGCUGGCCUCACCAAGCACCGGCGCACCCACACUGGUGAGAGGCCCUACCGCUGUGGCCGCUGUGACAAGGCUUUUGGUGUCUCUUCGGGCCUGCGUAAACACCUGCGCUCCCACGCCCAGGAGCCCUGCCCCAUUUGCCCCGCUGUGCUGGAAGGCCGGGCCGCUCUCCGCCGCCACCAGCGGGAGCACCCGCCUCCCCCACCCUCAGAUGGGACGCCGGCCCCCCUGCCCUCUGCCUCUUCCCCCUCCAGCACCGCGGCUCCCUGGCGCUUCCCCUGCCUCCUCUGCGGCAAGGAAUUCACCAGGCGCUCGGGCCUGCACCGACACCAGCGGGCCCAUGCCGGGACGGAGGGUGAGAGGGAGAUGCAGAGAGGAGGAGAGGGGGGAGAGGAGGCAGAGAGUGAUGUUCCACAGCAGGUGUGCCAGGAGGUGGAGGAGGGGGCUACUGUCUCCCCUCGGGUCAAGGAAGAAGAGGAGGAGCAGGGCGAGAGGGGGCACUGGCCAGAGGAGGAGGGGGAAGAGGCGAAGGUCCAGCUGCCAGCUGGGGCUGGAUUUCAGGGGGAGGGAUGUUGAACCUGAGGGGGGUGUGUAGGAG